Oppia nitens is the source of this 2311-nucleotide messenger RNA. Its product is annotated as terminal nucleotidyltransferase 4B-like. Gene Ontology annotation, biological process: RNA 3'-end processing. The transcript has 4 exons. The coding region runs from base 479 to 2197 and encodes 572 amino acids. The record is from RefSeq and is a predicted model, not a curated record. Gene Ontology annotation, molecular function: poly(A) RNA polymerase activity; mRNA binding. NCBI's taxonomy places the organism in Eukaryota, Metazoa, Arthropoda, Arachnida, Sarcoptiformes, Oppiidae. Gene Ontology annotation, cellular component: TRAMP complex; nucleolus.
UUUUUGUAUUUGAAUUAUUGUUAUGUCUUUUGAUGACCACAUUGUUGAACGUUAUGUAUGUUAAACACGUGAUAUGUUUGCCAUUGGAAUGUAAUGUAAUGUAUGUAUAGUUGUAUUGAAUAUAACAUUCAAUGACUGAAUCUCUUGAUAUUUGUUACCAAAUAAGUCGUGAAGAAGUGAUUCACAGAUUGUUUUUAAUUGUAUUGAUAUUAAGUGACCAUUGAAUUGAUUUUUGACGACCAUUUGAUCCAAUUGUUUAACCGAAGACAGUCUUUUCUUUUGGAUAAUUUUAUUCAUUUUAUAAGCAUUUUAAGAUAUUGUUGUUUUGAAGAUAUAUUAAUACAUUUGAUCUCAAUUUUGGUCACUAUUUAACAUUUACCGAAUAAUAUUGUUAUUAAUUGUUUGAUUAUCACAAUUAAUAUUUUUAAUUUAAUUAAUAAACAUUAAAGUAACCGAUUUAAGUAAUUAUUGACCAAAAAUGAUGGACCCGAGUAUUGGUUGGUUUCAAGACGAGCACAAAGGGCCGGCACUCGACCUCUGGAAGGAUAUAUGGCAUCAAUCGAAUCCAACGGCCGAAAGACAGCCAGACUUUAUUCCCUUCGGUGAUGAGCCCAAUGAUGGCAAUACUGUAGUUAAAGUGUCGACAAACCAAACUAAUGUCAUCAAUGGAAAAACUAAUUCAAACGUUAGCCACAAUUCAGUGACCAAUUCGGUGGCCAACGGCACGCAAAUACAAGUAAAACGUGUUCGCCGUGAAAAUCCGGCCUCGACUUACAAUUUGAAUGAUAAUCAACAGUUAAUUGCAAAAUAUUUGGGAACGCCUUGGCGUCGACUUCGGCAACAUUACGAACCAGGAAUUAUUGGUUUGCAUCAAGAAAUUGAAGACUUUUAUAAUUACAUGAAACCAACGGCUUGUGAACACCAAAUGAGAGAAGAUGUGGUUAAACGUAUCACUAAAGUGGUGACUGAUGUAUGGCCUCAAGCAAAAGUUGACUACUUUGGCUCUUUCAGAACUGGUCUUUAUUUACCAACCAGUGAUAUAGAUAUGGUUGUCGUCGGAAAGUGGGAGUCAAUACCAUUGUUUACAUUAGAGAAGAAGUUAUUAGAGUCAGGAAUUGUUGACGAAACGACUAUUAAAGUUCUGGACAAAGCUUCGGUUCCUAUUAUUAAAUUAACUGAUCUAAAGACUAAUGUUAGGGUCGAUAUUAGUUUUAAUACAUCAAAUGGCAUCAAAAGUGCUAAACUUAUUAAACAUUUUAAAAAGCAAUUUCCAAAUCUCCCAAAAUUGGUAUUAGUUUUGAAACAGUUUUUGCUUCAAAGAGAUCUGAAAGAAGUGUUUACCGGUGGAAUCAGUUCUUAUUCAUUGAUUUUAAUGGUUAUAAGUUUUAUUCAAUUGCAUCCCAGGAAUGACGCUCAAAACCUGAAGGCCAACUUAGGAGUGCUUUUAUUGGAAUUUUUUGAACUUUACGGCCGAUGUUUUAACUAUUAUCGCGUCGGUAUUCGUAUCAAAGAUGGCGGCUCUUAUGUCGCCAAAAGUGAUAUUCAGAAGCAAAUGGAUCCGGAUUACAGACCUUCUAUAUUAUGUAUUGAAGAUCCUUUGAACCCGAGUAAUGAUAUUGGAAAGAGUUCUUAUGGCGCUAUAAUGGUUAAACACGCCUUUGAAUACGCUUUCGAUGUCUUACACCAAGCGGUGGGACCUUUGAGUGCAACAGUCGAUCAAAACCAAAGCAUUUUAGGUCGCAUUAUAAGAGUUACCGAUGAAGUGGUUGACUAUCGCGAAGAGAUUAGUAGAAGGUUUACAUUACCAAAGAAGAACUCAAUUACUUCUUUACAUUCUGACGAUCACUCGACCUCCUCGUCUCAAUGUUCCGAUUCUUCAGAAGAAUAUAGCGAUAAUGAAACAGAAAGUCAAUCAAUGCAUCGCCAAAAUAGCACAAACUCUUCUCGAAAUUCCCCAACAAAUAUUCAAAGAAGUUAUUACAAUAACAACAACAACAACAACAAGAGUCAUACGUAUUCAAACCAAAUGAGUGGUAAUCAGUUUCGCAGUUCUAAUAAUAAUAAUAAUAAACCACAAAAUUUUCAACAAAACCGAAAUCACAAUACAUAUCCUCACAAUAGAUAUCCUAAUAGUAAUAGAAUUUUAAGUCAAAACACGCGGAAAAAGUUUUCAAGUAAUCGAAAGGACGCCAAUUAAUAAUUGAUUGUCAAUUGAGUUUUAGUCUAAUUUUUUUAAUUAUUCCAUUAUUACAAGCAAUAUAUUGCUUUAAUUCAAAAUUUCUGUAUAUAUAAACUAUAUAUAUAUACUGUA